Cuculus canorus (common cuckoo) is the source of this 3764-nucleotide messenger RNA. It is a transcript of the gene ETNK2, whose product is annotated as ethanolamine kinase 2. Lineage: Eukaryota; Metazoa; Chordata; Aves; Cuculiformes; Cuculidae. The transcript has 8 exons. Gene Ontology annotation, biological process: phosphatidylethanolamine biosynthetic process. Gene Ontology annotation, cellular component: cytoplasm. The record is from RefSeq and is a predicted model, not a curated record. Bases 69 to 1187 code for a protein of 372 amino acids. Gene Ontology annotation, molecular function: ethanolamine kinase activity.
GGCUUCCCCGCGGCUCCUCCCCGCCGCUGCCCCCGGCGCUCGGGCUCGGGGCGCUCGGUGCGGGGGGGAUGGCCGUGCCGCUCCCCCGCUGCCCAGACUGCCCGGGGACGGAGCGGGGCGGCGGGGGGGGCCCGGCACUGCCCCACCUCGGCAUCGCCGUGGACGAGGGGGACGUGCUCCCCGGGGCGCUGCGGCUCGUGCGACAGCUCAGACCCGCCUGGGAGCCCCACAGGGUGAAGACCAAGCUCUUCACCGAUGGCAUCACCAACAAGCUCGUGGCCUGCUACACGGACGAGGGCAUGGCAGAUGCGGUGCUGGUGCGUGUUUACGGCAGGAAGACGGAGCUGUUUGUGGACCGGGAGACGGAGCUGAGGAACUUCCAGGUGCUGCGUGCCCAUGGCUGUGCCCCUGACCUGUACUGCGCCUUCCAGAAUGGGCUCUGCUACCAGUUCCUGCCAGGCAUCGCGCUGGGGCCUGACCACGUGCGAGACCCCCACAUCUUCAGGCUGGUGGCCGAGGAGAUGGCCCGGGUACACGCCAUCCAUGCCAACGGGAGCCUCCCCAAGCCUAUACUCUGGCAGAAGCUACACAAAUACCUCACCCUCGUGAAGACGGAUCUCAGCCCAAAGGUAUCCAAUCCCAGCCACCAGCAGGACAUGCCCAGCCUGGAGGUGCUUGAACAGGAGCUGGCCUGGAUGAAGGAAACGCUCUCCCAUUUGGGGUCCCCCAUCGUGCUUUGCCACAAUGACCUGCUCUGCAAGAACAUCAUCUAUGACAGGACUCAAGAGCACGUUCGCUUCAUAGAUUAUGAGUACACGGGCUACAACUACCAGGCUUUUGACAUUGGGAACCACUUUAAUGAGUUUGCAGUCAUCCACGGGGAACACCACUUUGCUCUGAAGAAGCCCUCCCUUUGCUCCUUGGGCAUUGCUGACCACAGCUCCCCUCGCAGGCGUGAAGGAGGUGGAUUACCGCCUGUACCCCAGCAAGGAGACCCAGCUGCAGUGGCUACGCUCCUACCUGCAGGCCUACAAGCAGCUCACCCAGCAGGACCGAGGAGGCAUGGGGGUGUCCGAGGAGGAGCUGGAGGCUCUCUAUGUGCAAGUCAACAAGUUUUCUUUGGCAUCCCAUUUCCUCUGGGCAUGCUGGGGCCUGAUCCAAGACAAAUACUCUACCAUAGACUUUAACUUCUUAAGAUAUGCAAAACUAAGGUUUAAACAGUACUUCAAGAUGAAGCCGGUGGUCACAGCGAUGCAGAUCUCUAAAUAACAUCUCCAGCCCGUGAGACCCUGAGCUGUUUUGUCCUUGCUGCAUCAACAGCCCUCGCCUCCCUCUCACCCCUUCCCUGCACCAGCUGGGGGUGAGGGCAGGUCCUGAUGGUGGGGAGAGGGAGAUCUGUCCCAGCCAUCAAUUCGAGACGACCCUGAACAUACCCGAGACUGGACCAUGAGAUGCUAGAGAGGACCAUGGCCUCAGAGAGGCCCCUGCCUACGCAAGGAAGCCUUACCAUCGCCUUAAAGCCGAGCCCUGGCUUGGCCCCAGUGCCCAGUGGGCCCAUGCUUUGCCGGCAGUGCUGCUGCUUGGCCUGGCACCUGGUUUGCUCCCUCUGUUCUGUCCUUGAGGGUAGAAAUGGGUGCCCUCCUCUGCUCAGGAACCCCCAGAGCUGCCCAGUUUGGUUUAGCUGCCCAUUACCUUCAUUGCUCCCACCACGCCUGCUUGGGCUCCCAUCUCCAAACCAGCACCAGUUCUGGGUCUGUAUUGAUCCUGGGCUUGGUGCUGUCUCUGAGCACGGGUGGCUGCUGCUGCACUGCGGCUCAGAUGGUGAAAAGCAGCAAGAGGCGGUGACAGCCGUCAGCCACAUGAGCUUGUGACCAGUGGUCCAAGCUGUUGACCACUUUUGCUGGUGGGUGUUGCGUGCCUGUACCCACGGCCAUGCAUCCAGCCUGUGGCUGGCUCUGCUUUUCCCCACAAUUGUGGUCCCUUGGACCCCUAUGCUCUCUCUGCUCCCGUCACAGCUGCCCUUGUAGCAUCUUGCCAGAGCGAGGAGCUCUCAGCUCUGUUUUCCCCAUCUCCCCCAGGGACAGGGGGGUCGGUCCAGCCUCUCCCAUGGGCACUAUCCCUUUUGGCUGUGUCCCUGCAUGGGACCCACAGUGGGAAGUGAAACAGAACUCCAUGAGCUGGGCACAGCUUCAUCCUCUAUCAGCGCUUGUCUGCUUCUCCAUCACAGUCUCCAUGAGGGCAGUACUGGCCUGCUGAGCACUGUCCAACUCGUGACAACAGUUGUGCAUCAGCUAGAGGGUGGAAUCUAACCCCUCUGCCCCUGCCUUGGCUGCUUGGCAAGUAGUACAGGGACAAGGUGGCUGUCCCCUCCGCACCGGCAGGAACCUGCCCCAGCAAGAACCGAGACUCUUGUUGCAUCUGGUGUUUGUUUUGGUGCAAAAUAAAAGCUGCUGGUAGCUGGAAAUCGGGGAUGGUGGAUCUGUGGGGACUGACACAAGAUUUGUGCCAGAGCGGGGCCAGCAGCCCUGGGCCCUGGGGGUGCACUCAGACCUUCUCUUGCAGCUGGAGGUGCUGGGCAAGGCCAGGGCAGGAGCAGAGAUGGUGGUGGAUGUAUCUCAGUUCUGGAGAACUCAGCACAGGAAGGACAUAGAUCUGUUGGAGCAAGGCCAGAGGUGGCCAUGGAGAUGAUCUGAGGGCUGGAGCACCUGUGCUAUGAGAACAGGUUGAGAGAGUUGGGGUUGUUCAGCCUGGAGAAGAGAAGGCUUCAGGGAGACCUUAGAGCAGCUUCCAGGACUGAAAGAGGCUCCAGGAAAGCUGGGGAGGGGCUCUUGAUCAGGGAGUGCACGGUUAGGAUGAGGGUAAUGGUUUUCAUCUAAAAGAGGGGAGAUGGAGAUGAGAUCUUAGGGAGAAGUGUUUUGCUGUGAGGGUGGGGAGGCCCUGGCCCAGGUUGCCCAGAGCAGUGGUGGCUGCCCCAUCCCUGGAGGGGUUCAAGGCCAGGUUGGAUGGGGCUUGGAGUCCCUGAUCCAGUGGGAGGUAUCCCUGCUCAUGGCAGGGGUAGAACUGGAUGGGCUUUAAGCUCUCUUCCAACCCAAACCAUUCUGUAAUUUCCUGAUGGGGUGGGUUGUGAUGUCCCUGCAAUGUUCCUUUAGAUGUUGGCACGCAGCACUCGAUGCCUCUUCCCUGCUGGCAGUAGCUGCUGGGGAUGGUCCUGGUCCCAGAGCCAUGCCCUGUGGUUUAAAAGAGCCUUCAGCAGAGCUGAUCUCACAUCUUCAUCUUGGCUCCUCCUGAGGCCCUGCUGGGCUCCAUCUCUGGUAAGGGCAGGCUGGACCACUUGGCUGCAGCAGGCAGUGGGAAGAGGAGGCUGAACCCCAAACCUGCUGCCACGUGAGACAAGACCUCGAGAAAACACAGGUGAGAGGUAGGAAGGAGAGUGGAGCAGCCUGCGACGCACCAUGGACUGACAGGGUGGGAGAAAGAGCUGUGAAACAGCACAAGUGAAGACAUCACAGGGAGCAAGAGCUGCAGAAGGGUAUAUGCUGGAAGAGGGCAGGGGAAGGGGGCGAAGCAAUCCCAUCUGUUCUCUGCCUGCCUUGGGGGAGCGAUCCCCAUCCAGCCCUAAGCUCUCCCUGACCUGGUAAAGUCCAGACCCAGCUCUCUGCUCCAAAAAGUCACCUUUAUUGUGUCAAGGGGUGGGCGGGACAAUUGUAAACAAGUAUGUGAAAUAAUACAGGUUAAGUUACUCAUUGUCUUAUUAACAAAAUAGA